Molecule: messenger RNA, 1870 nt
Organism: Prinia subflava (tawny-flanked prinia)
Lineage: Eukaryota; Metazoa; Chordata; Aves; Passeriformes; Cisticolidae
Gene: CLK4
Product: CDC like kinase 4
Exons: 14
Coding region: 159-1652 (497 amino acids)
Biological process (GO): regulation of RNA splicing; peptidyl-tyrosine phosphorylation
Cellular component (GO): nucleus
Molecular function (GO): protein serine/threonine kinase activity; protein tyrosine kinase activity; ATP binding
Source: RefSeq, a predicted model, not a curated record
CGCCGGCCUUUACGCUGUGCGUCUGACGUCACAGCGCACAGACGCCGCGAGAACGAGGGAGAAGGAGGAAGCAGCCUCUCCGCGCUCGCAGCCGCCAUUUUGUCUGUACGCGCAGGGCGGACACGGGAGUUCGCUCGCUUUCUGUUCCAAUUUUGUGCAUGUACCUGUUUGAACAAAGAAUUCCUGCACCUAACAUCCAGCAACAGAAGCUGUGGGAGAUGAGGCAUUCAAAGCAAUCUCAUUGUCCUGAGUGGGACGACAGGAGGAGCUGGGAUCAGAGGAAGCACAGUAGCAGCCGCAAACGCAGAAAGAGGUCCCACAGCAGUGGCCAAGAGAGCAAGCACUAUAAACCCAGUCGCAUUUCAGAAAGUCAUUAUUUGGACGAUAGAGCCAUAAAUGAAAGAGACCAUCAUGACCGGAGAUAUGUUGAGGAAUACAGAAAUGACUUCUGUGAAGUGUAUGACCACAGGCAUUAUCACAGAGACUAUGAAAAGAGUCACCAUCAUCACUAUAGCAAAUCCUCUGGUCGGAGCAGGAAAAGUAGUCAUAAAAGGAAGCAUAAGAGACAUCAUUGCUCCAGUCACCAAUCGCAUUCGAAGAGUCACCGAAGGAAAAGAUCCAGGAGUGUAGAGGAUGAUGAGGAGGGUCACCUGAUCUGUGAAAGUGGAGACGUUCUAAGAGCAAGAUAUGAAAUUGUUGCGACUUUAGGAGAAGGAGCUUUUGGAAAAGUAGUGGAGUGCAUAGAUCAUGAUAUGAGAGGAAUGCACGUAGCAGUUAAAAUAGUGAAAAAUGUUGGUCGAUACCGGGAGGCAGCCCGUUCAGAAAUACAGGUGUUGGAACACUUGAACAACAUGGAUCCAAGCAGCAAUUUCCGCUGUGUCCAGAUGCUGGAGUGGUUUGAUCACCAUGGCCACGUCUGUAUUGUUUUUGAGCUACUUGGGCUCAGUACUUAUGACUUUAUUAAGGAAAAUAGCUUUCUGCCGUUUCAUAUUAAUGACAUUAGGAACAUGGCCUAUCAAAUUUGCCAGUCUAUAAACUUUCUACACCAUAAUAAACUAACUCACACAGAUUUAAAGCCUGAAAAUAUCUUGUUUGUUGAGUCUGAUUACAUAGUGAAGUACAAUGCCAAAAUGAAACGAGAUGAACGCACUUUAAAAAACACGGACAUCAAAGUCGUUGAUUUUGGAAGUGCAACUUUCGAUGAUGAGCAUCAUAGCACAUUAGUGUCUACAAGACAUUAUAGAGCUCCUGAGGUUAUUUUAGCACUGGGAUGGUCUCAGCCAUGUGAUGUGUGGAGUAUUGGUUGCAUUCUGAUUGAGUAUUACCUGGGAUUUACAGUGUUUCAGACUCAUGAUAGUAAAGAACACCUGGCAAUGAUGGAAAGAAUACUGGGGCCUCUGCCCACUCACAUGAUCAAGAAAUCCAGAAAACAUUAUUUUCACCACGACCAGUUGGACUGGGACGAGCACAGCUCUGCAGGCCGGUACGUCAGGAGACGCUGUAAGCCUCUGAAGGAAUUUAUGCAUUGCCAAGACACAGAUCAUCAAAGUCUGUUUGACCUUGUUCGCAGAAUGCUGGAAUAUGACCCAGCCAAAAGAAUUACUCUUGAUGAAGCCUUGCAGCAUCCUUUCUUUGAUCCAUUAAAUAAAUAAAUUCAAAGAUCUUCUAUGCUUCUUCAAGGAGAUUUCCUAGACUGUGUCAGUCAGUCAGCAGAGGUUGCAUGAAACUUUUGUAAGCUUUAAAUUAUUUUGUACAGUUAAGUCUGUAAAUAAUUACCUAUGUUUUGUAUAACUGUUAUGUUUACCUUGUUGAGCAGUUGUAGUCUUAUGGGUAUCAAAGUGAAAAAUAAAAGUAAUUUUCAUUUUUGAAA